AGGAGGCGAGCGGUCUUCGAUUAUGUUCAGAGGUUGCUCAGGGGAACUCUAGGACUCGAGCAUACUUCUAUCAGCUGGGUUAAUGAUGCAACACCAUGCAGACCUUUUUGGUGGCUAUUUCUCUGUGAUUGUGAAUGAUUGGUAAUCCUAUUUCAGGUUAUGAAGUUGGAUUUCAAUCCCCUUUGAUUUUUUUAUUCGAUUCAAGGUAUUUUGGGUAUCGUAUUUAAUGUUCACCUCGCGACUUCGGAUUAUGCAUCUUUGCUUGGUUUUGGGCUAACUUUUGUGGAUUCUUUGCUGAUUAUUUGAGAGGUUGUUCAUGUUAACAACACUUCUUUUAAUUGUGCAUUCAAGUAUUGAGUUGGAGGAAUGAAGUGUUGUUCUCUGUGACGGACCUUCUGCCCUUCGAACUGCUGUUCAUGCUGUUCUUUUUGUGGAGUGUGUGACUUAUGUUUUUGGGUGUUUAUGCUGUGAUUUUUUUGGAAGAGCAUUUGCUGCAACUUUGGUGAAAUUCCUUUGGAUGACCAUGGUUUACUGCAUUUUUCCACUGGACAGUGGAGAAUGCUACUGCAAAUUGGUCUUGCUGUUGCUCACCUGGAUAUGUUUUGAACCAUGCUUUGAGUGAUGAAUUUACUGACCACUGGGGUUCAAUCCAUGAAGAAUACAUUGCCUGUGGUGCUGUACCCAUAAACUGCAUAAUGGCCAGUUGUCCCCGCUACCCCCCCUAAUGGUUAUGGCAGAGCCUACUAGGGAUGAUUUGGGGUAGAGGAACUGACCAAUGCUUGAAGGAAAGUGUAGAAUAUGUGGCAUGCUAUAUAUUCCAUGUGAUUAUCUUGUGAUGUGAGUUUGAUUUUGGAUCUUGACUACUACACGAACUGGGAGAAUGUUUUGCACCACCGGGUAGGGCUGUUGCUGACCCACAAGUGGCUGUGGGCAGCAUAUGGAUUACCUACAGUAUUUUUUGGCAAUGCUUAAGUUGCUGCCCAGAUUUUGCAGCUGGUUUGGAGCUUCUAUUUUGCAUAAUUCCAUUGGAAAGCUUCUGUUUUGGAUACGAGGGGCUGAAGAUUGGAAAACCUCUGACCAAGGAGAUCCUGCUGUUUUGGCCUUGGAAAACUGCCAUUUUUAUGUUCCUUUGUACGUUUGGGCUGGGAAAUAGAGCUAGAAGUGCUUGAGCAGCUGUUUUAGACUUGGAAAGAUGUUUUGGGCUGCACAUGGAUGAAAGGAAGUGUUACUGAUUUUGUAUUUUGAGCUGAUUUUGAGCUGAUUUUGUUUUGGAAAUUGGAGUAUGGAUUUGGGCAGCGUGGGUGUUGAUUCCUCCUGUUGGUCCUCGGUUUUACCUCAUUCUUGGAGGUAAUAACCAAUUGGGUCCUGCUGGUAGGCCGCCCUUUGUCUCUUCUUUACCCUUUCUGUUGGGGUAUUUGGAAGAACUUGGGUUAUCUCGGCCAACAAGUGGAGCUUGUAGCUGACUGGUUUGCCAUCUUCUUUUUGCUUUUUUUUCUUUUAUGAGUGAGAUUGAUUGAUUGUA
Messenger RNA from Cuscuta campestris, 1522 nucleotides. NCBI's taxonomy places the organism in Eukaryota, Viridiplantae, Streptophyta, Magnoliopsida, Solanales, Convolvulaceae. The record is from the annotation of a GenBank genome assembly.